Suillus paluster is the source of this 1677-nucleotide messenger RNA. RefSeq lists its product as uncharacterized. NCBI's taxonomy places the organism in Eukaryota, Fungi, Basidiomycota, Agaricomycetes, Boletales, Suillaceae. Gene Ontology annotation, molecular function: protein binding. The coding region runs from base 40 to 1587 and encodes 515 amino acids. The record is from RefSeq and is a predicted model, not a curated record. The transcript has 5 exons.
GAUCUACCGGUUGGCUGCCGAACUUCUACACAAUUCAUCAUGGAAGAUUCGACAUUGACCUCACUGCCUGUGGAACUCAUUCUCAAGAUUUUUUCUGCGCUAGACUGGAGAACGCUAUUGGUUUGCCGAGAGGUUUGCAGUUUCUUCCGGUCAAUAGUAGAAGGCGAUCUAGCUCAAUAUGACAUCGAGCUUGCUGUAUCCGGGAUGAUGAACGGCCCUCCAAGCCCACUUACCGUCUCAGAUCGGCUUGUACUUCUUAAGGAACGCAAUGCUGCAUGGGAGUCUCUGAGAUGGGUAGAAUCGAAGGACAUACAGAUGAUGCACGGCGACAUCUGGGAGUUGUACGGUGGCGUGUUUGCGCAAUCUAGCACGCCAGAUGUCCUUCACUUCCGUCGGCUGCCAUCAAAAUACAGAAACAUCGAAGAAAAGUUAUGGCAUGUGGCACUGGACAUACAUGUUCGAGACUUUACCAUGGAUCCUGCGCAAGAUCUUCUAGUGCUCAUCGAGCAUUCCAACUUGCUCCCCAACCCAAACUCCGCUACCCGUAGCAUUCGGAUCCAUCUACGUUCCCUCACCACAGGAGACAGGCACAGAUUGGCGCCUCAACCAGCUAUUCUUGUUCAUGACCUCGAUGUGCGGAACACGUUCCCAACGCAUACAUUACAAGUGUGCGGUAACCUUCUGGGUAUCUUAUUCAUGAGCCUCGUAGCUCCAAACCAAGAACUUACCAUAUGGGACUGGACAACGGGCAAAGUCGUUUUGGUAAUGACUCGUACCAGCCCUGAAAUUGCGACAUUUACGUUCCUCAGCAGUCGCUUUUUGCUAGUGGGCAGUCUCGUUGGCAUCGAAGCUUUAAACACCCGGUCCCGCCUCUAUGUGCUCGAUAUGGCCCGAUCGUCUAGUGAAAAGAUUGGCCUUGCGGCAGAUUAUUUUUGCGCAUUUUUGUGGCCCGAAUUCGGUCUUUGGACCAGCCCAUUAACGUUUUCAAUUCGCUCUGAUCCAUCGCCUGCCUGGCAGCCUGAUCCAGAGGUCCAGUUACCUUUCUUAAUGGCGCAUCGGGACAGACUCUUCAUAAUUGCAGCCUCCCUGUUGUGCGACGGCCGUGUCGCCUACUACGAUCUGUUCGUUUCAGCUGGCACUUUUUUAUCCCAUAUUGAGGCUAUUCCUACGGGGAGCCGACGUGAUAUCGACUGGGACGAGUGGGGCCCCACAGGCACACGCUUGAUGCGGUCUCCGUCGCGCUUUUCCCCGUGGGUCUGCUACGUCUUUGGGACCAAACAUGUGUCUCUUGUUCAGCCGAUCCAGAUGUUUCCGCAGACUUUGGAGAUACGGGAUUUCAACCAGCUCGCAAUAAAGAGAGAUGCCAAUGUUCAAGAUGUUGUUGCUGAUCAUGUAUGUGAUGCAACGGUGAUCAGCGGUGUCUUUCAGGACAAAGCCCAGACAAGUCUACCUUACCGGCUUACCAGGCGUACCCUACCUCCACCGCGUUCUUCUUCGGAACCAUUUUUCAAUGCUGUCAUGUGCAGCGAAGACAGCGUCAUUUUGGUGGAUUCUAGCCACCGGCGUCUUCGCAUUCUCACUUUUUGAGCAGUGCAGAUCAUCGAAUCCGAAGAGACCGUUGCGACGCCUCUUGCCAAAAAGAGCUACGCAUCGAGGCUGCCUGGGCCCUACAUUUCC